AGAAAUCCUUCAAAUUUGGCGGGGGCUUGAUAACCGAAUGGUUCUGCUUGAGACCUGUUCCUCUUAAACGACGCCCGACGAUAUCUCCUUCAUCCUUUCUCUCUCAAUCUCAUCUAUUCUUCUGCUUCGAUUAAAAUCACUCCAUCUUAUCAGAUGUUCUGUUAACCUAAUCGAAUCGCCAUGGAUGAAGAAUACGACGUCAUAGUUCUCGGCACCGGUCUCAAGGAAUGCAUUCUUAGUGGUCUCCUCUCCGUUGAUGGCCUCAAAGUACUACACAUGGAUAGAAAUGAUUACUAUGGAGGAGAGUCAACUUCACUAAACCUAAACCAGCUCUGGAAGCGAUUCAAGGGCAGUGAUUCGCCUCCUGCAGAACUAGGUGCAAGCAGAGACUACAAUGUCGAUAUGAUCCCCAAGUUCAUGAUGGCUAAUGGUGCCUUAGUUCGUGUUCUAAUUCACACUAGUGUCACAAAGUACCUUAAUUUCAAGGCUGUUGAUGGUAGCUUUGUGUACAACAAAGGAAAGAUUCACAAAGUGCCAGCAACUGAUGUUGAAGCACUUAAAUCCCCUCUCAUGGGAUUAUUCGAGAAGCGCCGUGCUCGGAAGUUCUUCAUUUAUGUUCAGGAUUAUGAUGAUAAUGAUCCAAAAUCACAUGAAGGGCUGGAUCUCACCAAAGUACCUGCAAGAGAUGUUCUCUCGAAAAAAUAUGGACUAGAUGAUAAUACAAUUGAUUUCAUUGGGCAUGCAUUGGCACUCUAUAGGGACGACAAAUAUUUGGACCAACCAGCUGUAGAUUUUAUCAAGAAAGUUAAGCUUUAUGCAGAAUCACUAGCUCGGUUUGCAGGAGGUUCCCCAUAUAUUUACCCCCUAUAUGGACUAGGAGAAUUACCUCAGGCAUUUGCUCGCCUGAGUGCAGUAUAUGGAGGCACCUACAUGCUCAACAAACCAGAAUGCAAGGUAGAGUUUCAAGAUGGGAAGGUAUUUGGUGUGACAUCAGAAGGAGAAACUGCUAAGUGCAAAAAAGUAGUGUGUGAUCCAUCAUAUUUGCCUGACAAGGUAAAGAAGGUUGGUAAAGUAGCUCGUGCUAUAUGCAUCAUGAGCCAUCCCAUCCCAAACACUAAUGAUGCUCAUUCAACCCAAGUUAUCCUGCCCCAGAAACAGCUAGGCCGCAAAUCUGACAUGUAUCUGUUCUGCUGCUCAUAUUCUCACAAUGUAGCCCCGAAAGGUAAAUACAUUGCUUUUGUGACAACAGAGGCAGAGACGGAUAGUCCUGAGCAGGAACUGAAGCCUGGGAUAGAGUUGCUUGGACCUGUGGACCAGAUCUUCUUUGAUGCUUAUGACAGAUAUGAACCCACUAACCAGGGUGCAGAAGAUCACUGUUUCAUAUCUACUAGUUAUGAUGCAACGACACAUUUUGAGACUACAGUACAAGAUGUGAUUGCAAUGUACAGCCAAAUAACCGGAAAGACUCUUGACUUGAGUGUGGACCUUAGUGCUGCAAGUGCUUCCAACGAAGAGUAGCAAUAACAAGAGUCUGGCAUUCUAUCUCUGACUUAACAGGAGUUUCAAGACAAAAACGAGUCAUGCUCUCCUAUCUUGGUGUUUUUCCCUUCUCAUUACAUACAGGACCAGAUGGUACACCUCAGCAGGAUGCUGUAAUUUCCGUAGUUGGUUAUUAGCGUGUAUUUUGAUUUGCUUAAGGGCAGCUUUUUGAAUCAAUAAAUUUAGGCGAUUUCUUUGAUAGAAGAAAUGCAUCCCAAGAACGUUUACUCUCUUUCAAUCUUUGGAGGUUACUUUGAAUC
Molecule: messenger RNA, 1799 nt
Organism: Cynara cardunculus var. scolymus (artichoke)
Lineage: Eukaryota; Viridiplantae; Streptophyta; Magnoliopsida; Asterales; Asteraceae
Product: guanosine nucleotide diphosphate dissociation inhibitor At5g09550-like
Exons: 13
Coding region: 181-1518 (445 amino acids)
Biological process (GO): small GTPase-mediated signal transduction; vesicle-mediated transport; protein transport
Cellular component (GO): cytoplasm
Molecular function (GO): Rab GDP-dissociation inhibitor activity
Source: RefSeq, a predicted model, not a curated record